CACUUCCCACAACAAAUCAUUGUCCUCACUAUACAUCACCACACUAACCUAAUUUUCAUUUCCUCUCUUGCAUAAUCUCUAGGAGUUCAUCAACAAUGGCAUCAUCAAGUUCAAAGAAGAAUGGUGGAUCGGUUGUGUUUGAGGACUUCUUCCCUUCAAUGAUGGAGAAGCUAGGGAGUGAAGGGUUUAUGAAAGAGUUGGCAAAUGGGUUCAAUGUGUUGAUGGAUAGAGAGAAGAAAGUGAUAACAUUUGAGAGCUUGAAGAAGAAUUCGGCAUUGCUUGGGCUCGAAGGUAUGAGUGAUGAUGAGAUUGCUUGCAUGUUAAGAGAAGGUGAUAUGGAUGGAGAUGGAGCUCUUAGUGAAAUGGAGUUUUGCACUCUCAUGUUUAGGUUGAGUCCUUCUUUGAUGAAUGACACUAAGCAACUUUUGGGGGAAGUCAUUUUUAAUGGAAAUUAAUCUCUUUUUUUGCUUUUAAGGAUGUUUUGGUUUUGGGUUUGUAUGUGUAUUUUUCUUUUUUCUAGUUUGUUUGUUGAAAAUGUUCCCUAAUAUUUAAUUAAGGUUUUAUUUUAAUUGAUUAUUAUGUAUUAAAGUUUUAAUUUUGAUCCCUAAUGUUACAAGUGUUACAUCGGGUUAGU
Messenger RNA from Vicia villosa (hairy vetch), 634 nucleotides. RefSeq names its product calcium-binding protein KRP1-like. Bases 96 to 455 code for a protein of 119 amino acids. Gene Ontology annotation, molecular function: calcium ion binding. The transcript has a single exon. NCBI's taxonomy places the organism in Eukaryota, Viridiplantae, Streptophyta, Magnoliopsida, Fabales, Fabaceae. The record is from RefSeq and is a predicted model, not a curated record.